UUUUCUUGAGAUUUUUCGUGGUACCAGUCUAUCUAGGGUUUAAUUAGGAGAUUUUGUAAAUGCUCAGAAUUUAGGGCACUACAGAUCUGUAUGUAAAUGUUCAGAAUUUAGGGCACUUCGAAAUUAGGAGUUUUUUUUUCUUAAUGAAAUCUCAGAACCAUGAUUGCCAGCCUAGGAAUUGCAGAACUAUGACCCUAUCAUUCUACUCGCAACGCAGCGAGAAUAACCUCGUCUUUGCUAGCAGUAAGGAAGAAUGGGUUGUUGACUCAGGCUGCAACAUGCCAACAUGCAACGAAAAGGCCAGUGCUCAUGGGCCGCGGCAACGAAUAUGCCCUCUGGUGUUGGUAGAUACGCAUUUGCGUGUUAAAAAAAUUCGGUGCCGGUCGUACCGUAUACAUUGUGCCUAUGCAGUGUUAGCAGUGAGUAUUGCUUCACUUUGUUUUGAUGGAUGAAUUUUGUAUGGCAGGAGGCAUGUCUGAAUCAUUGAAAUUCGUUGCUUACUAUGGUCCUGGCAGUGUCCGAACAAACGAGAAGGGGUUUGAUCUGAGUGAAUUUAAAUGCGUGGACCUCAUGUUAUCGGAACCAGAAAAAAUGAACAUUAGUCAGUUGAAACACUGGUUGACAACACAUCUUUCUCUUGAUCCCAACGUGUGCACUGUCAGUGUUGAGGCGGUGUGGACGAAAUCCUGUAAAACGUUUUAUGGGACCCGAGGCGGGUAGAUAGAACGCAUGAGUGGCUGUCCUGGUUAGCAUCGUGCAAGUGUCGGAGGACUCACCCCGUCGCUUUAGUGCUCCCUGAGCCAAAGGAGAAUGCUUUGUUAGAAGGCAGCGGUGGGCAUGAGCCCGUCCAUGGCAGCCAUCCGGUUGAUAGAGAUAAGCAAUCUGGCCACAUGCACAAUCUGACAGAAGAAGGCGAUUAUGGAAGGGCUGGAGAUAUUGAUCCAGACAACAGCGAUGAAGAUAGCGGCGACGAGGCGCAGUCAGACCUCGCGUACUCAGUUGUUAGCACCAGGCAGCAUGCAGCCCACAUGGCGUUGGAGGCUCAGGAAGUGGUUGCCGCUCUUAUCAACCGGCUCAGCAUGGGGAUCACGAUGAGCCCGUCCGACAAUAUGUCCGCGUGGCGGCGCGUUGACAGUCAGCUACGGAGGAUCUUCCAGACCUUGAGGUGCCCUUCGGGGUACGUUGCGCCUAGUGGCGGAGCACACCAUCCCCAGUACCCCUCCCUGCACCGUGCUAGGGAGGCAUGCCAGGCGGCUCCACCUUCGCCUAAACGUCCGCGUGGCCCGGGGUGUCAGCCGCAACCUGCUCGGCCGACUGGGCAGCAGACACUCACGGCACCAAUUCACAUGGAUGCCGGUUCCUCCUCUUGGCAGCAGCGGCAGGAGCAGGAGCGAACCGUUGUGCAAGUCACACGGCCGGAGCCGCCGCGCAAGGACGGUCGCCGGCCGACUCAGCCCCUCCCGCCGUGGCUACCCCUCGCACCGUUUGGUCCUCGCAUGAUGAAACCAAAAACCCGUCUCCGUAAAAAGCCCGCAGCACCACCGGAAGGGCAGGGGGUAUGAACUAUACUGGAGCGUGACAUGUGCUUUGCCCGCGUUGUUUUUCCAUCGCCGAAUUAAGUCUCAUAUGUUUAUUUUGUACGUGGUUUAUUAUGAUCAGCUGACUUUUUGUGCGUAAUUGUCAGUUAAUUAUCUUACAUCGCAGUGUUGAUCAUAGGUCUAAUUGUUAGCUCAGUGGGUGAUUUGUCCAUGUUAUGACAUGUGUCGAUGAAUCAAGUUGGAUGAGCUAUGUGUCAUUGGCCUCUUGCAGGCAAUGUAAAAGUCGGAGCCUUUGAAUUUUGGUAUAUGUCACGGAUAUUCAAUUCG
Messenger RNA from Triticum dicoccoides, 1865 nucleotides. RefSeq lists its product as uncharacterized. The transcript has 2 exons. The record is from RefSeq and is a predicted model, not a curated record. NCBI's taxonomy places the organism in Eukaryota, Viridiplantae, Streptophyta, Magnoliopsida, Poales, Poaceae. Bases 891 to 1562 code for a protein of 223 amino acids.